UUCCACGAAAUGCUGCUGCUCUUCAGGCUGCUUGUGGAAAAGGAGCACGAGAUCUAUUGGCUGUUUCAGUUUUUCCUACAAAAAACAGAGAACAGCUGCAUCAUAAAUGUUGGGGUGCCGAAGAACCUGGUCAUUCUGAAAGCCUUGAUUGCAUUUAUGGAUCCAAUCUUUGCAAAACACCUGGAAUCAAAAGGCCAGGUGGUGUCGUCAUUGUUUCCUUGGUUCUGUCUCUUUUUCCAGCGUGUCUUCAAGUCUUUUGAGGAUGUCUGGAGAAUGUGGGAG
Messenger RNA from Notechis scutatus (mainland tiger snake), 282 nucleotides. Lineage: Eukaryota; Metazoa; Chordata; Lepidosauria; Squamata; Elapidae. The record is from RefSeq and is a predicted model, not a curated record.